This is a messenger RNA of Thamnophis sirtalis, 3370 nucleotides long. The record is from RefSeq and is a predicted model, not a curated record. Lineage: Eukaryota; Metazoa; Chordata; Lepidosauria; Squamata; Natricidae.
AUGUCCCGCUGGUCCAAAUUCCUCUCCGCUUAUUCCUACCGGCUGCACUACCAGCCGGGUAAGCAUAUGGGCCACGCGGACACCUUGAGCCACUGUCUGCUGCUCGCCCAGGUUUCCGACCUGGUCCUGUCUGUGGCCUCCGCCGUCUUCCUUGUAGACGACCUGGAGCUGCCACUCUCCACUUCCGAUAUCACCCAGGCCACCUCCUCCAAUCCCCUCCUUCAUCACGUUUUGAAUGCCGUUCGCUGGGGCUGGACGGUGGAUUCUUGGGCUCCCAAGUUCCUGCCUUUCCUUUGCCGCUGCACCAAACUUUCCAUCCUCCAGGGAUGCCUCCUUUGGGGCUCCCGGGUGGUCAUCCCACCUACCCUGCACCAGCUUGUCCUGCGUCGCCUCCUGGGUCACCCAGUGGACACCCUCUCCAAGUGGGUGGAGGUCAUACCUAUGCGCUCUAUAACAUCUGCCGCCACCAUCCACGCUCUCGAGUGCCUUUUCUUGACCCACGGGUUACCGGACAUCUUGGUGACUGACAACGGCCCCCAAUUUGCCUCCGCCGAAUUCUGCCUCUACCUGGCCAGCCUGGGGGUUCGCCAUGCCCCGGUGGCCCCCUACCACCCCGCAAGCAAUGGAAUGGCUGAGCGCGCUGUUCGCUCUGCCAAGGAAAGCCUGGCCCGUCUCAGUCACCUACCCUGGCCGGCCCGGCUCUGUACCUACCUACAAGCACAACACUCCACCCCAUGCUCCACCACUGGCAAGUCUCCCGCUGAAAUCCUAAUGGGCCGGCGGCUCCACACCACCCUGGACUGGCUACAUCCCCACUUCGCUCCCCUGUCUAUGCCCCAACCGGACGGCCCACGGACCUUCUUAGUGGGGGAGGAGGUAUAUGCCCAGAACUAUUCGGGUGAACCGAAGUGGGUACCAGCCAUGAUACAAGCACUAACGGGGCCCUGUUCCUACAGGGUCCAAAUUGGCGAUGGACGAGUUUGGCGAUGCCAUAUAGACCAGUUACGGCGCCACGCAACCGCCCAGCCGGCCGGACCACAGGCCCACGCAGCUCCGGCUGCUCCGCCCAACACUGGCCUCCAGCCGCAACCACUGCAACGCAACCAGCCAGGCUACCCGCCACCGACUACCACCGCCGCCGUGAACUUAUCUUUAAAUUCCGGCAUGAGGCAAGGGGCUGGGCCUCCGAUUCUGCUCUGCCACUCCAACAGGGCUCCUCCUCCAUCUCCGACGUCUUCUGCGACCACAACCGAACUGAGGCAGUCCCAGCGCCUGCGUAGUCGGCCAAAAUACCUGAACGACUACGCAUGCGCUAUCCGGGGGGAAGGGGUGUUGCGUCCUCUUGACGCAGCCAGCAGCCAAGUCACGCCUUGCAGGAAGCUGAUUGGCUCUGGUGCGGCUGCCAGCCGGCGGGAGAAUUGCGGUAUCCCCAUUGGACGGCCGCCUGACAGCUAUUCAGUGGCCACAGAGACAGAAACUGGCAGCCCGCUCAGAAGCAACCCUAAUAUUUCUUCCAACAACACAUGGGGUGAGGCCUUCUCUGCCAGCUCUUUGGAGGACAUGGUAGCCACCUGCACCAUUGAGACCAUCCUGUCUCUUAUGUGCAUAAUUGGAGUGACCGGCAAUGUCUACACCUUGGUUGUGAUGUGCCACUACAUGAGGUCCUCUGCCUCCAUGUACAUCUACAUCAUUAACUUGGCCCUAGCAGACCUGCUCUACCUUCUGACUAUCCCUUUCAUAGUGGGGACUUAUUUCAUUCAGGAAUGGUACUUUGGCGAUACAGGUUGCCGGAUCCUUUUCAGCUUGGAUUUCCUCACCAUGCACGCUAGCAUUUUCACCUUGAUGGUGAUGAGCACAGAGAGAUACUUCGCAGUGCUGAAGCCUUUGGACACUGUGAAGAGGUCAAAGAGUUAUCGGAAAGCAAUUGCCCUCAUUAUCUGGGUAGCAUCUCUGCUUCUCACCCUGCCAAUGCUGAUCAUGAUCCAGCUGGUGCAAGGAGAAAAGAAUAUCUGCCUCCCCACCUGGAGCAAAUUGUCUUACAAAAUCUACAUCACCAUCCUCUUCUGCACCAGCAUAGUUGGCCCUGGUGUCAUCAUCGGGUAUCUCUACGUUAGACUAGCAAGAACCUACUGGGUGUCCCAGACCACUUCCUUGAAAGAGACCAAGCGGCUGCCCAACCAAAAAGUCCUCUACUUAAUCUUCACUAUUGUGCUGGUCUUCUGGGCCUGCUUCUUGCCAUUCUGGAUCUGGCAGCUGCUCUUCCAGUACUAUGAGCCUCUUCCCAUGUCUCCUAAAGCCAUUAGGAAUGUCAACUACCUGACCACCUGCCUGACCUACAGCAACAGUUGUAUCAACCCUUUCCUCUACACCUUGCUGACCAAGAACUACAAAGAAUAUUUGAGGAACAGGCAGCGUUCUUUUCACAGCAGCCGCAACUACUUCCAGAGAAGGAACCGAUUUCAAAGGAUUUCCGGGAGAUCUUUGUCAACAACCAGCCAGCAUUGUACAGAGACUUUUAUGCUUCCACCCAUUCCAGGGGGAAGUAAUAGCCCAUGAUGAAAGAAGCACACUUCCAAAAUCAACUGUCAUCAAAGUCAGAAGAAGAAAGAAAGAAAGCAUUACAUUUGAAAGGGACGGAUUGUAGAAGAGGUACAUGCUGGGUUUAGAGUUUUGAUGAUAUUUGUCAUCGUACUAAAUCAGGAAAAAAACUGAUGUAUUUCAUACAACCCAUGAUAUGUCACUGUAAAUUUUUGCUUCUUGAAAUUUUAUUAUUCCUAUUGUGAACACUAUUCACUCAAGCAGAAUUAUUUCAGAGAUAAGGCUAUGAAUAAAAAGUGUGCUAAUUUGUUUUAUGGCUAAGCUGGCGGCACUUUUGUGGAAAUUGAAUUUGAGGGAAAUAUUUCACUUUCUACUGAAUUUGUAUCAGCUAAAUUCAGAUAUAGGGACUAAAAACCUGGGUACGUGUUGUCUGGCAGAUUUCUCAGGACUGACAGUUGUGCGUCUUGUGGAUAAAACCGCUUUAUGCGCACUUACACAUACAAAUCUGUUUGCCUUUUACUCCAGCACGUUCUUCACUGAUCACCUCAAGUGGGGCUCUCUGUGCUUCAAAAAUAAUUUCACAUACAUAAUUUGGACCUGAGGAAAAAGUGCCAUGACUGCUUUAUGGAGCUGACUCGUUAAUAUUAAUAAGAAUCUUAAAGUGGUCCCUCUUUAGUUUUUUUUUUCCACAAAGAAGUUUCAUCUUCCCUCUCAGGAGUUAUUUUGAUAAAUAGUAGAACAGUCCAAAACACUUUUUCCAAAGCUCGUUGGUUGUUUUUUUAAGCAUGCACAGCUCUAGUGUCAAAUAUUAUUUGGCAAUAUUUUAAAUACA